UUUAACUGCGGGUUUUAUUCUUGGCAUGAAAAGCUAAUUUUGUUCGCUUCUGGGGAUACAGUAGAGCUUUAAAUAGACCGUACUUUCGCUCUUGCAAUCAAUAUGCAGUCUAACGUGAUUUCAGACAUGGUACCUCCAGUCUCAAGGGAUCUGGGUCAGUCGCUGUGCAUUAUAACAGGAGCGUCGAGAGGGUUCGGCCGAUGCCUAGCGUUGCAGAUAGCCGGUCUGCUCAAACCGAGGUCGGUGCUUCUGUUGGUGGCCCGAUCCGGCGACAAGCUACGAGAGCUGCAAGCAGAGCUCGCAGCAUCGGAGGCAGGCCGGGCCGGUUUGGUGGUACGCUGUGUGAUAGCAGACCUGGGGCAGAAGGAGGCCGUGGAAGAGACGGUGAGGGCGGCGAAGGAGACGUGCCCCAUAGACAUCGACCGCCUCAUUCUGAUAAAUAACGCAGCCUCUCUAGGGGACGUGUCUCGCUUCGCCCUGAGCUUCACCGACCCCGCGGAGGUGGACUCCUACCUGUCCCUCAACGUGAGUUCUGCCCUUAGUCUGACGGCGGGGGUGAUAAGUGCCUUCCCGCAGCGGCAGGGGAUGCGGCGCUAUGUGGUCAACAUCAGCUCGCUGUGCGCCGUGCGGCCUUUCCCGUCCUGGGUGCUGUACUGCACCGGCAAGGCUGCCCGCGACAUGAUGUUCAGGGUGCUGGCGGAGGAGGAGCCCGACCUGCGUGUGCUCAACUACGCUCCAGGUCCCUUGGACACAGACAUGCAGGUGGAGGCCCGGGCGAACACCGGAGACACGGUCGUCAGGAGCUCCUUCUCUGCCAUGCACUCACAGGGCCAGCUGCUGACCUGCGAGGAGUCUGGCGUCAAACUCAUGAAGCUGCUGCUGGACGACGACUUCCCCUCCGGGGCCCACCUGGACUUCUAUGACCUUUAAGGACAGGGAUAGAAAGUCCUAAAUGUGCUGGCCCUCAGUUUUAGGGGGCAGGGGGGCAGGAAGAGGCAGAGCUUGUGGGCGGGAUGGCAGACGUGUUUAAAGAAAGAGAUGGCCCUCAAUUAAGCUAUGACUAUUAGAGGGAGGAAUCGGCAGAGAUUACCGUGAUUCAUUGUGCAUCGCAGUGCAGUUUUAUUUGUGGCGUUGUUGGUGUGAAGUAGAAAUUAUUCAGUCAAUGUUGUAAGCACUGUGUAUUUGCAGUGUGACUGCUACAUGAGAUCAGGGAGACCGUGCUUAUGUGAUCCGAUCAGGAGUUGGAAAACAAUCCUGACAAAACGUCUGUUUUCAUUAUGUGCUCAUACCUCAAAAACGUAGCCUUAAACAUGGUAUCUUUUCCUCAUUUUAAUGUGCAAUUCCUAUGUCACUAGCAUAACAAUCAUUUAUUUUCAAAUGGUGCCUUUCUGAAUUUCCUCUUCCGCUAGUUAUGUUAAUUUCUGUUGAUGUUUCCUAGGGAAAGCAUUCCAGUAGUAGGUGAUGAUUGCUGUAGUUGCACAAUACAGACACUGUGUCCACAGGGCGGCAGUGACCUGCAGAGCUGUAGAUGCAGUCUGUGGUUAUGCUCAGUUUGCAUUCUCCAAAUAAUGUUUGGAGAUGGAAUUAAGGUUGAGUAAACUGAUCCUGGAUCAGCUGUUUGGGGCACACAACAAUAUUAUUCCCCUCUCUUGUAAAUGUACCGGAUAUCUGUGGGCCAGGGCAAAAUGUAGCAUUAUGAUCCUUGAGUUGUAAUUUCAAGGUGACCUGCUUUGUCUUGGAUAUUUUCAUGUUACGGUUUCAGAUGAUCCUUUUGUUUUUGGUUAUUUUGUCCAAAUGUACAUAUUUAAAGGCUAUUAAGAAUUUACACUGCUGUGGUUCUAAUCUUAAAGGAAAGUGUAGAUAUACUGAUGCCUCUGAAAUGUGCCAAAGUAUUUCAAUUGUACCAUAACAGGAUAUCGAAAAGAGCAACGUGGGACCUAACUAUGUAAAAAUCAUUUUUGUUUGUAUCUAAGAGAAAUUAUGUUUUCCUUUAGAUUUGUAGAUUAUUGCUGCUGAUAGACAUUUGAAU
Molecule: messenger RNA, 2029 nt
Organism: Megalops cyprinoides (Indo-Pacific tarpon)
Lineage: Eukaryota; Metazoa; Chordata; Actinopteri; Elopiformes; Megalopidae
Gene: spra
Product: sepiapterin reductase a
Exons: 3
Coding region: 103-930 (275 amino acids)
Biological process (GO): tetrahydrobiopterin biosynthetic process
Molecular function (GO): sepiapterin reductase (NADP+) activity
Source: RefSeq, a predicted model, not a curated record